This is a messenger RNA of Tarenaya hassleriana, 1761 nucleotides long. RefSeq names its product actin-2. NCBI's taxonomy places the organism in Eukaryota, Viridiplantae, Streptophyta, Magnoliopsida, Brassicales, Cleomaceae. The transcript is spliced from 6 exons. The record is from RefSeq and is a predicted model, not a curated record. Bases 257 to 1390 code for a protein of 377 amino acids.
UUGAAAACUCCCGUUGUCUGAGCUUCACCGGCCGUUGUUUCUCCGGCGAGAGGAUAGGGAGAGAAAGUGAGGAGAGAGAGAGAGAGAAGACGUGACCUUCUUCUUUAUCGAUCGUCUCAGUUCCUAUUUCUCGCUCGAUCUUCAUCCUUUCCUGCCUCCGAUCUUUCUUAUCCAAAUCAAAGGUACCCAUAACAGCCAAAUAAGGAUUGAUCUGGUGAGAUUCAUCUCUUUGUGUCCUGAAUGCAGCUAGUAAACCAUGGCCGAGGAAGCUGACAUUCAGCCCAUCGUCUGUGACAAUGGAACUGGAAUGGUUAAGGCUGGCUUUGCCGGUGAUGAUGCUCCGAGAGCAGUUUUCCCCAGCGUUGUUGGCCGGCCCAGACACACAGGGGUCAUGGUUGGGAUGAACCAGAAGGACGCAUAUGUCGGGGACGAGGCACAAUCCAAAAGAGGUAUCCUUACCUUGAAAUAUCCCAUCGAGCACGGGGUUGUGAGCAACUGGGAUGACAUGGAAAAGAUCUGGCAUCACACUUUCUACAACGAGCUCCGCAUUGCUCCUGAAGAACACCCGGUUCUCCUGACCGAAGCUCCUCUUAACCCAAAGGCCAACAGAGAGAAGAUGACUCAGAUCAUGUUCGAGACCUUCAACUCUCCCGCCAUGUAUGUUGCCAUUCAGGCUGUUCUCUCCCUCUAUGCCAGUGGCCGGACAACCGGUAUUGUGUUGGAUUCUGGAGAUGGUGUUUCUCACACUGUUCCCAUCUACGAGGGAUUCUCUCUGCCACACGCCAUUCUCCGUCUCGACCUUGCAGGUCGUGACCUCACUGAUUACUUAAUGAAGAUCCUCACGGAGAGGGGUUACAUGUUCACAACCACAGCCGAACGGGAAAUCGUCCGUGACAUCAAGGAAAAGCUUUCGUACGUCGCUGUCGACUACGAGCAAGAGCUCGAGACCGCGAAAUCGAGUUCAACCAUCGAGAAGAACUACGAAUUACCAGACGGACAAGUCAUAACCAUAGGAGCAGAGAGAUUCCGUUGCCCUGAAGUACUUUUCCAGCCGUCAUUCGUGGGGAUGGAGGCAGCAGGAAUCCACGAGACGACAUACAACUCGAUCAUGAAAUGUGAUGUGGAUAUCAGGAAGGAUCUGUACGGUAACAUCGUACUGAGCGGUGGUACCACUAUGUUCUCAGGGAUCGCUGACCGUAUGAGCAAGGAGAUCACAGCACUCGCCCCUGCAAGCAUGAAGAUAAAGGUGGUGGCUCCCCCCGAGAGGAAGUACAGUGUCUGGAUCGGUGGCUCCAUCCUCGCUUCCCUCAGUACUUUCCAACAGAUGUGGAUCUCGAAGACAGAGUACGACGAGGCCGGUCCAGGCAUUGUCCACAGAAAAUGCUUCUAAGCUCAUCAUCAACAGCAACAUCCACGCCGCCAAAAGCGCGUUUAUUUCCAUUUUCUCCCCAUUUGAUUGUUUUCUCUUUAUGUUUCACGUGUUCGUCGCUUCGUGUGAAAUCUUCCGGCUGCUGUGGGAAAACUCUUCCGAGGUCGGGGUUUAUAACCAAACUUUAACCUCGGAUCCAUCCGCGGUGUUUUCCUCCUCCUCUUGUUUUAGCCCCUAUUGUUUUGUAGCUUUUGAGUGAUUGAAAUUUGGCUGCUUUCUAUUUUUUCCCCCUCAUAAAGCCUAAGACUAAAAAUGAACUCUUUCGGCCUGUGUUAAUAUAUGGUAUUGUAUUGUAUGAGACGUUAUUUUUUUAUUUAUAUUUUUGGGUGAUC